UGUUUUACCGAAGACCUUCACUCAAUCAUCAUCGGCAGGUAUCUCAUGCGCCGCGUAUAGUAGACGGCAGUUUCUCGAAGCACACCGAAAUUGCCGGCGGCUAUAAUGAGCAUCAUGCUAUCGAAAUGACAGGUUCUAUUGAGUUGGCACAUAUCCCAAGAUAUCGUCAGAUCAUCUGCAAAGCUAUUGGCAGUUCUCUAACCGAUAUCUUGGUACAUAUGCAACUUUGUUGUCGGUCGAACCGAGCUUCCGGUCUCGGUCUAAUUGCAUCACGAUUGAGUGUCGUGAGAUUGAAGUUGUGGACCUUGAUGAGGCUACCCUGAACUGAAGCAUCACGUUGAUGUUCUCAAGAUCAAGAACGCAAAACCAUUGAAUAUGUAACAUGAUCCAUCAAAUGACUAUUUGUAAUUGCCAGACCAAGGCAGUGGCUGAUAUUUGCAUUUCAAUUCGUGUUUUGGUAUCAUAUCAUGUUGACAAUCUGCAUAGAGUUGACCCUACUGCAACGAGCCCCACGCCUCGACAUGUUAAGCCGAGCCGUGAAGGGCUCCUGAAGUCUUUAUCAUCAAAACUGAGCCAUUUGUUGUUACAUUACUACUCACCAUUGAUAACCGAUAGCCAAUAAGACUUUCAUUUCCGUACAUAUGCCCACAUUACAAUGACGUUGAGCUCAAGUAGGAUGCAUCAACCCCGCUGAGGGGUUGAUGAGGCAUUCAUAUAUUAAUACGCAUCCUCUGCCAUUCUCAACUCUUGUCCUUCAACUCAAUUCUUUGACAGUUAUCUUGUCUCAAUUUAGUAACUUUGUUUCGAACACUACUCACAUAACUUUCGGUACGAUGUGACAGCGCACGACUAAGGAGCAAUGGCUCUCUUCGCAAUUAUUACCAUGUAUCAAGGUAACGUUUAAAAGAACGCAUCCGGGUGUUCAAUUGCCUCUAUGCUCUGUACCUCCCCUCAUCUCACAGCAUGUCUCAUUCACCUUCAAUGGUGGUGACUUCACAUGGUGAUUGAGGACAGGCAGAGCAGGGCAGUUGAUCUGAGAAAUACCGGCGAACUUGAUCUGGAUAAUACCAGCGAAAGGACAUGCUUCUUGACAUCCCCCCCUUGCUCCGGGUGACCGGGAACUAACCCUAGCAGUACACCACUUGAUCUUUCAUCAUGUCGACUGAUAAGAUCACUUUCCUCACCAACUGGCACGCUACGCCUUACCAUGCGCCGCUGUACCUAGCCCAGGCCAAGGGAUACUUUAAGGAGGAGGGAAUCAAGGUUGCUCUUCUUGAGCCCAACGAUCCUAGUGUAAGUGCUUGUUCUAUGAUGGAUGGCGAUCAAGACGCUGAUGGCCUCCCAGGAUGUCACUGAGAUCAUUGGUACUGGCAAGGUCGACCUUGGCUUCAAGGCCAUGAUUCACACUCUGGCUGCCAAGGCUCGAAACUUCCCCGUCCAGUCCAUCGGUAGUCUUCUCGACGAGCCAUUCACUGGCGUCGUCUACCUCAAGGACUCUGGCAUCACCACCGACUUCCGCACCCUCAAGGGCAAGCGCAUCGGCUAUGUUGGUGAAUUUGGCAAGAUCCAGAUUGACGAGCUUACCUCGCACUAUGGCAUGACUCCUGAUGACUAUACUGCCGUGCGCUGUGGUAUGAAUGUCUCCAAGGCCAUCAUCAAGGGCGAGAUCGAUGCCGGUAUUGGUCUGGAGAACGUCCAGAUGGUUGAGCUCGAGGAGUGGCUCUCUGCCCAGGGCCGUCCCAAGGAUGAUGUUCAGAUGCUUCGCAUCGAUGAGCUCGCAGAGCUCGGCUGCUGCUGCUUCUGCACCAUCCUCUACAUCGGUAACGAGAAAUUCCUCGCUGAGAACCCCGAGAAGGUCCGCUCAUUCCUUCGUGCCGUGAAGAAGGCCACCGACUUUGUCCUCGCCGAGCCCGAGAAGGCCUGGGCUGAGUACGUCGACUUCAAGCCCGUCAUGGGCACCGCGCUCAACCACAAGAUCUUUGAGCGCAGCUUUGCCUACUUCAGCAAGGACCUCAAGAACGUCAAGCGUGACUGGGAGAAGGUCACCAAGUACGGCAAGCGUCUUGGUGUUCUGGACGAGAGCUUUGAGCCCAACUACACCAACUCGUACCUCGAGUGGACUCUUUCUGGAGAGUCUAGUGACCCUACUGGGGACCAGAAGCGUAUUGCUCAGCUUCAGAAGGACGUUGCUGCUUCUGGUGGCUUCCACCGUCUUCAGGCUGAGGUCAAGGCUUAAUUGAAGCUCGGGAUGAUACGAAGGAAUAUGGUUUGACCUAGUACAGAUACAUAUCUGAUACACUCUCUUAUGGUCUGGAGGAAGCUACAAGGUCACUCGUUUAGUAGGCUCUGCCACACCAAUAUCAAGUAAACUUACUCUCGUAUUUUCAGUCCAUUUACGUGAAGUCUGUUAUCCCGUGACGAUGCUGGCCUUGGACUGGAAUGUUGACUGCCACCACGUUGAUGAACCGUUUCCGGCCAAACGGCUGGGCGGCUGGAUUAGCCGUUUCCUAAAAUAUGCAUCUCUGUAAGCGCAUUUCUUUCGUGCGGCUGAGAUUUCCAUGUUGAAACUUCUAUCCGGAUGUAGAAUGAGUGAAGUUUACUACAGCCCUACACGAACUGAGACAUGCUGACCGAGCACCCGGAAGCCACUCGAUCUUAAAAGGCUGACAUGAUAAGGCCGGUAUAUUUAAAUCUUGAAAGACACAGUGAGAGUUUCUUAGAGAGCUUUCACAGAGAGAUUUCUGAGUGUAUGUAUGAAAGGAAGGUAUUAUAAUAUUGGUGGCGUUGAAGCCUGCUUGGUGUAUAUGCACGAUGCCUAUCUACAUGUGACCCAAGAAACAUUAAAGAAUUUGCAUUAUCGUCUUCGAAACUCAUAGAAUUUAUAUCGUGGAGGGAAUAUGUGCCAUUAUGGUGUAAACUCAAGAACGUGCUCUGGGUGCGGGUUGGCGAGGAAGUCUGGGGGCAGUGUACCAGGAGGAGGAGCCUGAAUCAAGGUUCAUUAGCAUUCUGGGCAGGGAUCAAAUUAGAAGACGCUUACCUGAAGCUUCUCUGACCAC
Fusarium odoratissimum NRRL 54006 is the source of this 3056-nucleotide messenger RNA. RefSeq names its product protein NMT1. The record is from RefSeq and is a predicted model, not a curated record. The coding region runs from base 1316 to 2236 and encodes 306 amino acids. Gene Ontology annotation, biological process: thiamine biosynthetic process. Lineage: Eukaryota; Fungi; Ascomycota; Sordariomycetes; Hypocreales; Nectriaceae. The transcript is spliced from 2 exons.